This is a messenger RNA of Lucilia sericata (common green bottle fly), 5146 nucleotides long. RefSeq names its product regulator of nonsense transcripts 1 homolog (gene Upf1). The transcript is spliced from 4 exons. NCBI's taxonomy places the organism in Eukaryota, Metazoa, Arthropoda, Insecta, Diptera, Calliphoridae. Gene Ontology annotation, biological process: nuclear-transcribed mRNA catabolic process, nonsense-mediated decay. The record is from RefSeq and is a predicted model, not a curated record. Bases 297 to 3974 code for a protein of 1225 amino acids. Gene Ontology annotation, cellular component: cytoplasm. Gene Ontology annotation, molecular function: zinc ion binding; RNA helicase activity; RNA binding.
ACGUCAAGGCAGCAAUAAAUGUUGGCAAAAAAGAAGCAUUGAAAUAAGAAGGAUAAAAAAAAUUAUUCGCGCAUUAUAAUUCUUUACUAGAAUAAUGCAAAAAUAUAAAUUUCACAAUUUGCUCAACAUUUUCAACUAAAUAACAAAAACAAACAAUAUAACGUAAGAAUUGAAGCAAGAAAAAUAUAAAAGCCGCACAUUGGAAUUAUAAAGAAAAGUGUGUGUGUCAGAAAAAAAUCCAGACAAAAAGAUUUUAGUGAAAUAUCUAUAAUAAUUGUUAAAGCGCUGCAAAUAAAAUGUCUGUGGAUGCUUAUGGACCCAGUUCUCAGACCUUAACAUUUUUGGAUACCGAGGAGAAUGAUUUAAUUGGAGCCGAUACACAAGCAUCUGACUUUGACUAUCGUGACUUAACCUUGGCCUCUCAAACUCAAUCUUCACAACUUGAAGGUGGUCUAGGUGCUAGUGGUGGUAUUGGAAGUCAAAACUUACGCAAAUUAGAUUUGCAAACAAAAUUAGGCACCGCCAACGGCUCAGCUGAUCUACAGUUCGAAGAGGAGGAUGAAGACAAUGCCUUGUGUCCAGUUGAUGUUUUACCUCCGCAUGCUUGUAAAUACUGUGGCAUUCAUGAUCCCGGCACCGUGGUAAUGUGCAACAAUUGUAAAAAAUGGUUUUGCAAUGGCCGUGGCAGCACUUCGGGUUCGCACAUUGUCAAUCAUUUAGUACGUGCCAAGCAUCGUGAAGUCACUUUGCACUCCGAAGGUCCCUUGGGAGAAACAGUGCUCGAGUGUUAUUCUUGUGGUGUACGUAAUGUAUUCGUUUUGGGUUUUAUACCAGCCAAGGCUGAUUCAGUGGUCGUGCUGCUUUGUCGUCAACCUUGUGCAGCUCAAAAUUCUCUUAAAGACAUGAAUUGGGAUCAAGAUCAGUGGAAACCUUUGAUAUCGGAUCGCUCCUUUCUGCCGUGGCUGGUAAAAGUACCCACCGAACAAGAACAACUGCGUGCCCGGCAAAUUUCCGCUGCGCAAAUUAAUAAACUAGAAGAAUUGUGGAAGGAGAAUAUUGAGGCCACUUUUCAGGAUCUAGAAAAACCCGGCAUAGACACUGAACCCUCGCAGGUGUUGCUGCGUUACGAGGAUGGUUAUCAAUACGAGAAAAUAUUUGCUCCCUUGGUCAUGUUGGAAGCCGAAUAUGAUAAGAAACUAAAGGAAUCUCAGACGCAGGAAGGUAUUGAGGUACGUUGGGAUAUCGGUUUGAAUAAGAAGACCAUAGCCUACUUUACCUUGGCGAAAACCGAUUCUGAUAUGAAGCUAAUGCAUGGUGAUGAAUUGCGUUUGCGUUAUGUGGGUGAGCUGCAUAAACCCUGGGAUGCUGUUGGACAUGUCAUAAAGGUGCCCGAUAACUUUGGCGAGGAUGUAGGCUUAGAAUUGAAAUCAUCUGCCAAGGCCCCUGUGCAUUGCACCUCCAAUUUUGCUGUAGAUUUUAUAUGGAAAUGUACUUCGUUCGAUCGUAUGCGCAGAGCCUUAAAAUUAUUCGCCUUUGACCGCAAUUCUGUAUCAAAUUACAUAUACGCUCGUCUCUUGGGUCAUGGCCGUCCCGAUGGUCUAGAUGAGCCGGUGUUCCGUGGUCUUCCUCCUAAGCUGUACAGUGCUCCUAAUUUACCCGAUCUAAAUCGUUCCCAGGUGUAUGCUGUCAAACAUGCUUUACAAAGGCCUUUGAGUCUUAUUCAGGGUCCACCAGGUACCGGUAAAACUGUUACUUCUGCUACUAUUGUCUAUCAACUUGUUAAACAGCAUGGUGGCACUGUUCUAGUAUGUGCUCCCAGUAACACUGCUGUCGAUCAAUUAACUGAGAAAAUUCAUCGCACCAAUUUGAAAGUGGUACGAGUCUGCGCCAAGUCCCGUGAAGCCAUCGACAGUCCGGUCAGCUUUUUGGCUUUACACAAUCAGAUACGCAACAUGGAAACAAACAUUGAAUUGAAAAAACUCCAGCAAUUAAAGGAUGAAACCGGCGAAUUGUCAUCGGCUGAUGAAAAACGCUAUAGAACAUUGAAGAGGGCUGCGGAAAAUCAACUUUUGGAGGCAGCUGAUGUUAUUUGCUGUACUUGUGUGGGUGCCGGUGAUGCUCGUUUGCAGCGCAUUAAAUUCACUUCGAUAUUAAUCGAUGAAUCGAUGCAGUCUACCGAACCGGAGUGCAUGGUCCCCGUUAUAUUGGGUGCUAAACAAUUGAUUCUAGUUGGCGAUCAUUGCCAAUUGGGUCCUGUGGUUAUGUGCAAGAAGGCCGCAAGAGCUGGUCUUUCCCAAAGUCUUUUCGAACGUUUGGUCGUCUUGGGUAUACGGCCUUUCCGUUUGGAAGUACAAUAUCGUAUGCAUCCUGAAUUGUCCCAGUUCCCAUCGAAUUUCUUCUAUGAAGGUUCACUGCAAAAUGGUGUUUGCGCCGAGGAUCGUAAAUUGAAAAUUGACUUCCCCUGGCCGCAACCGGACCGUCCCAUGUUUUUCUUGGUAACACAAGGUCAAGAGGAAAUUGCCGGUUCCGGUACUUCCUAUCUUAAUCGUACCGAGGCCGCCAAUGUGGAAAAGAUUACAACGCGCUUUUUGAAAGCCGGUGUUAAACCCGAACAAAUCGGCAUCAUUACACCCUAUGAAGGGCAGAGAGCCUACCUAGUGCAGUAUAUGCAAUAUCAGGGCAGUUUGCACUCUAAAUUGUAUCAAGAAAUAGAAAUAGCCAGUGUUGAUGCCUUCCAGGGAAGAGAAAAGGAUAUAAUUAUCAUGUCCUGUGUUAGAUCGAAUGAAAAGCAAGGUAUUGGUUUCCUUAGCGAUCCCAGACGUCUCAAUGUGGCUUUAACCCGUUCUAAGUAUGGCACCAUUAUUGUGGGUAAUCCAAAAAUUCUUUCCAAGCAACCUUUGUGGAAUCACUUGCUUAACUUCUACAAAGAUCGCAAAGUUUUGGUAGAAGGUUCUUUGAAUAACUUGAGAGAAUCGCUCAUUCAAUUCCAAAAGCCGAAAAAAUUGGUCAAUACCUUAAAUAUGGGAGCUCACUUCAUGAGCACCAUGAUGGCAGAUGCCAGGGAGGCGAUAGUGCCUGGUUCAUUUUAUGAUCGUUCGGGACAAUUUGGUUAUUCCGGCACUACUACAGCCAACAAUUUUGGUUACAACUUUGGCAAUAAUUUGAUUGGUGGCAACAAUUCAGCCUUUGGUUUCACCAAUAAUGCUCAUCUACAAAAUAUGGGUGGACAAAAUGCCGGCAAUAAUGCUAUGAAUAAUUAUAUGAAUUCCGCUCAUUCAGCUGGUGGUAUGCCAGGUGGUUUUAAUGCUCCCGGUUCACAGCGUUCGAAUAUGAAUCAAUUCAAUUCGAAUAUGAGCAAUGGUCCAUCAAACAAUCAACAUAACUGGCACAACUUCCAACACGAUUCAAUUUCUUACAUAUCGGCCGAAAGAGCUCAAGCGGCCAUGAACAAUAUGCCAGUGCCAGUGGGUAUGUUCAUGAAUAUGAGCAAUAUACCGCCUCGUUUCUACAAUCAACAUCAACAGGCCAUACAAGCGGCUGCCAAACAGGGUCGUCGUACUGCCGGUUUUUCUGGCAAUCAAUCUAACGCAACUGGCACAACUAAAAAUCCACCACUUAACAAAGCCCCCGGUAAAGGCCGCAAUACAAACUCUGCUACUUCAGCCAAUGCCACUGCUGCAUUGUCAUCAACAUCAGCUGCUACUGAUGUAAUGUCAGCCUCAAAUUUGACCGGUUCUGGCAACUCGUCACAGACCACGGCGCCCAUAUUUACCCAAAAGAAUAUGUCGCAACAAAUGAGUCAAACCGUAUUCACCGGUUUAUCGCAACAGCCGGAAUUAUCACAAGAUUUUGGUCAAAUAUCACAAAUGGAUGGUAUAUUAUCGCAGGAUGUUGGUUUCGGAACGGAUGCACUCAACAACGAUCGCUUAAAUUUAGGACUUAAUUCUCAGAGCCAAUUUUCACAGCCUUAUUGAUAGAUACCAAACAAAGGUUGAUGAUCUACAGCAACUAAGAAAAGCAGUAGAAGCAACAACAGCAGAAAUAACAACAAUAUAAGCAACUUGAAGUAAAAUCUACAAAAAGAACUAUAAACAAGAACAACCAAGAAACUUUUUUUACAAAAACAAAUCGAAAAACAAACAACUUUUGAAAUAAAAGGAGGAUGACACGUAACGCGUAAACCAGAAAAGAACUAUCAACAAAACAACAACAAAAGAAAGUAAGGUUAAGAAAGAAGACACUUUUUUCUAAAAUAACAACAACAGCAGCAGCAACAUGGCACACACCACUGACAACAAUAGCAGCAGCAGCAACAAUAUUAUUCAAAACUACAAUAUGUUGCAAGAAAAUACGACGAUAAUGAUAAUAAGAAGAAGCGGUUUAACUGCAUGAAGGAUCGACACAGUCGUCUUGAGAGAAAAACUAUUUUUUUACCAAAACUUUCGUAGCGCCAGAGAGAGUUGUGCAUUUGAAAGUUGAAAACAUUAAUACAUGUUGCAUUCAAUGACAUGGAUGUGACUAAAGUUGUCAAAGUUGUUUUCGGAGCCUUAAAAUAAAAUAAAACCGCUUUUAUAAUUGAGGACAUUUUAAACAAAGAAAAAAGUGUGCUAGGAAUUCAACCAUUACUAUUGUGUAUGGUCAAACUUAAGUUAAGACUUAAAAGUAACGAAUGACUGCAAAGAUAAAAGAGGAUACAAACAAUAAAGGAUUUUUCAUUGUAGCAUAUUUUGUGGUCGGUCUACGACAUAUUUUGAUUUAAAAAGAAAAUAGCUCGACAAAAUCAAAAUAUAAAAAAAGUAUGCUGCAAAAACUAUAAAAACUCCUUUUUUAUGACCAGUUGGACAAAAAGAAAACUAAAGCUUACAAGCAACAAGGGAACAAGAGAAAAAGACAAGAAUGACUGUAAAGUCAAAGUUAAGUUUAACAUGGGCUCAAUUUGUAAGAGCAUUUGUAUAAAUGUUACUUAACGGUCACUUGGUUAAAAUAACUUAAUGACCAUUGAUACUUUUUCUUCCUUUAUUUUCUCCCUCCAUUAAAAAAAAAACUCUCCCCUUAUCAUCAACAUGUGAACGACUUGUUUCAGGUUUAUGGUCUCACUGUCAUUACAUAAAAACUAAAUAAAUACAAAUCGUUGUAUCAAUAAAAA